This is a messenger RNA of Zootoca vivipara (common lizard), 1974 nucleotides long. The record is from RefSeq and is a predicted model, not a curated record. NCBI's taxonomy places the organism in Eukaryota, Metazoa, Chordata, Lepidosauria, Squamata, Lacertidae.
UCCCUUGUGAUCAUUCAGCCCUGAGGUGCAAUAUGUGAAAACCGCAGGCGGGAGGAGCACCAAUUUGUCUGCAAUAAAGAGGCAGGAAGGUGGUCCUUCUCCUGUGGAGUCACUUUUUCCUUGGGUCUCCUAAUAUCAGACUGUUUACCAUACCACCAUAGAAGAUGGAAUCUAAAGUUUCUGAAGGUGGCCUGAAUGUGACUCUCACCAUCCGACUACUGAUGCACGGGAAGGAAGUUGGAAGCAUCAUUGGGAAGAAAGGAGAAACAGUGAAAAAGAUGCGUGAGGAGAGUGGUGCACGAAUCAAUAUUUCUGAGGGAAAUUGUCCAGAGAGAAUUGUCACCAUAACAGGCCCCACUGAUGCCAUCUUCAAGGCUUUCGCUAUGAUUGCUUACAAAUUUGAGGAGGAUAUAAUCAACUCAAUGAGCAACAGUACAGCUACCAGUAAGCCACCUGUAACGUUAAGGUUGGUCGUGCCAGCAAGCCAGUGUGGGUCACUGAUUGGAAAAGGAGGCUCUAAGAUUAAGGAAAUCAGGGAGUCUACAGGUGCUCAGGUUCAAGUGGCGGGGGACAUGCUGCCCAACUCUACAGAAAGGGCAGUGACCAUUUCAGGGACCCCCGAUGCUAUUAUCCAAUGUGUCAAACAGAUCUGUGUGGUGAUGCUGGAGUCCCCACCGAAAGGUGCCACCAUUCCCUACCGCCCAAAGCCCGCCUCCACCCCUGUCAUUUUUGCAGGUGGUCAGGCCUAUGCAAUUCAGGGACAAUACGCUAUUCCACACCCAGAUCAGUUGACCAAGCUCCACCAGUUGGCUAUGCAGCAAACCCCCUUUACUCCCCUUGGACAGACCACCCCUGCUUUCCCUGGAGAAAAGCUGCCCUUACAUUCCUCCGAAGAAGCUCAAAAUCUGAUGGGCCAAUCAUCAGGUUUGGAUGCCAGUCCCCCGGCCAGUACUCAUGAACUCACCAUUCCCAAUGAUCUAAUAGGCUGCAUAAUCGGACGCCAAGGGACCAAAAUCAAUGAAAUUAGACAGAUGUCUGGAGCACAGAUCAAAAUCGCCAAUGCCACAGAAGGUUCAUCAGAACGUCAAAUUACCAUCACAGGAACCCCAGCAAACAUCAGCCUUGCUCAGUACCUCAUCAAUGCCAGGCUGACGUCUGAGGUUACUGGAAUGGGCGCACUCUAAUUUCUGCCAAUCACCCAUCAUUCUGCAUCACAUGACCCUCUCUAGCCAAUGACUCUUCUUCACCCAGCUUCUACAAUGUGUAUAAUUACGGCUUCACACACCCCUCUUCUCCUUGGAAACUUUUCUUUAAUAACAAAUAUAUGUAUAUAAAUAAAUAUAUAUGUAUGUGUGCACAUACUCAUAAGUUGCUUUAUAAGUUGCAUUUUGUGAUUUUGAUUUUGUUCCUGAAUUUUAAAUUUAUGCUCCAGGCCAGUCUGUGUUUCAGCUGUACAGUGCUAAUUAUUUUAUAUAGGUUUUGCCUUGGUAAGACUUUGGAAGAAGGUUGGUCUCACUAGUCUUUAUUUAGUUCAGUUUAGCUAAGAUGGUUUUUUAUAAUUUUACUUUUUUUGCAGCACCUGUAGUAGGACUGAGAUGUCUAGAGCAGUGGUUGCUUUGAAAUAGCUGUUUCUUUUAAUUAUUCAAUUAUUCCUUCCAUCUUUGAACCCUGAUUGUCCUUGGCUCAUCCUUGAAAUGUUUGGAUCUAUGUCCUAAGAAUGUGGCAUGACUUUCUCCCAUUUCAUGUUGGAAGUGGACCAGGCAGGACCCUCCUGGGUUCCUGCAAGGACUGUGCUGCUUCCAGCGAGGCAUAGCCAAAGCAAACCAUUUUCGUUACCAAGCAGAGAACAAGGUGAGGAAAAUAUUCCUUUAAAUAUAGAAUUAUUUCAUAGAAAUGGAGACAAAUGAAAAAUUUAAUGCAGCAGGAACUGCUGAAAAUAUUCUUAAGAGAAUCACCCACAGACUUUUGGACUUA